CCACCUGCCUUCCCAUGCUGCAAAUCGAAACUAUUGGCAAUUUUUCCUAGGCCUGCUAUCGCCAGCCAAUAUUUACACUUCCCCCUUAUAUCACCUCGCCCCAGAGUGGCUAUUCUAUCGAAUCUCCCAAUUCGAAACGACCACAGAAAUCAGCAUAGUGCUGUCACUGUAAAGUGCAUCCUCGACAUCUACAGCUGCGCUUUGACACAACUAGCAGCGAAUUAUUCUACAAUCUCGCCCGCCCGCCCGAUCACGCAACUGCCCAUAAUGGCCAGGCCAGCUACCCCCCCAUUCGAAAUACCAUGCCUUGAUCUCAACUUUGGAAACAUUACGGAUGGAACAGAUAUCCCACCACCUGUCAUGUCCAUUCCUCAGGAUGUCUUGAUGCAAACCCCGCCAUCAACUCCGCCUCUAGACAAACACGAUGACAUUCGCGCUCAGACAAUGAGUAGCCGCCAAAUGAAUGACAAUCUUCCACCAAGUCCCAUUUCGUCUCCUAGGCAAGGCAGCCUGCGUCGUCUAUUCAGCCGAAGCAAACUAAAUGUUGACUACGUUGAAGCCAGCCAAGCGUCGAUGGAUCAAGAGCGAGAGCUGAUGCGCCCCCAAAGCCGCGCAGGUAUGAGUAUCAGGAGCAGUCGCAGACUGAAGCGAUACAGCAGCUGGUUUACCAGAUUAGGUCGACAUGGAAAUGAUGUGGACGAGCAACAGGAUUCCAUAUAUGGAGUUUCAACAACCUCAAAAUUCUUCACGCCACCUCCCAUGAUACCAGAGCUUCAAGGUCUGGAGGAAGAAGAUCUAAGCCUUGGUACCGAUCUUUUCAGAAAUAUAAAGUAGCACACUCAAAAUCUUGUGCUAAAACGAAUCAGAUCUCAUUCGCCAUCCUGCUAUCGAAUCCACGCAGGUGAAAGAGCGAAGAAACGUAAAAUAUCCUUGCACGAGCGGAACCUCUUGUGUCUCUCUAUUUCCAAUAUUGCAACUUUUACGCUGCGUAUCAGUUUAAAAGCAAUAUCUUUAACUCAUAUCCCAAUACUUGGCGGAAUUCUUCUGCAACGAGGUUCUUUCUGAAACCAGUUUCCUUUUAUUUCAGUCGGGUUAAGGCAGUCCCAGUAUUACAUAUGAUUAUGGCGAUGGCGGCUGCCUAUCUCUUCAAUUCUCACAACUCCACAUGAGUUUUAUCAUUUACCAUGCGCUCAUUUUUUUUCUUCAUCUCGAGCCCAACGCCUAGCAUUAGUUUCGUAUUUAACAUGUCCUCUUUCAUAGCCAAAAUAGACUGGCCAAAUGUAUACCGAUUUCCUAUCUGCACAGCGUGUAUUUUGAGCUUAAAAUUAAC
This is a messenger RNA of [Torrubiella] hemipterigena, 1330 nucleotides long. The record is from the annotation of a GenBank genome assembly. Lineage: Eukaryota; Fungi; Ascomycota; Sordariomycetes; Hypocreales; Clavicipitaceae.